Molecule: messenger RNA, 1534 nt
Organism: Neopsephotus bourkii (Bourke's parrot)
Lineage: Eukaryota; Metazoa; Chordata; Aves; Psittaciformes; Psittacidae
Gene: CDC37L1
Product: cell division cycle 37 like 1, HSP90 cochaperone
Exons: 7
Coding region: 37-1008 (323 amino acids)
Biological process (GO): protein folding; protein stabilization
Cellular component (GO): cytoplasm
Molecular function (GO): protein-folding chaperone binding; heat shock protein binding
Source: RefSeq, a predicted model, not a curated record
AGCGUCAGAGGUGGCAUAGGACGGUGAGCGGCGGGGAUGGCGGUCUGGCUGCCGCGUUGCCGGGACGGCGGCGCGCCGUCGGAGGAGGACAAGGAGCGGGGGCUGGGUCCCGCGUCCUGCCAGCGCUUGCCGGAAGUGCAGACAUACAACCAAGGGAUCGAAUUGGCCUGCCAAAAAGAAAAAGAGUUUGUGAAGCACUCUGUAGAAUGCACUUGGAACCUAGCAGAAGCCCAGCAAAAACUUGGUAGCUUAGUACUGCAUAAUUCAGAAUCCUGGGAUCAGGAGUGUGCUCAAGCAAAGACUGAAGCUGCAGAAUUGAGAUGGAGAGAGGAAGAGUGGAGAAGAAAAGAAGAAGCACUAAACCAGAGGGAAAACCAGAAUCUAUGGAACACUGAUCCUGUUAGUAAGGAGGUAUUUAAUAAGAGUUUUAUUAAUCAAAAAAGAAAAACAGAAGAUGAAGAUGUGUCUGAAACACUUAUGCAAAAACAUGAACAAAAGAUCAGACACUUUGGUAUGCUGAGCAGAUGGGAUGAUAGUCAAAGAUUUUUGUCUGAACACCCGUAUCUUGUAUGUGAAGAAACAUCUAGGUAUCUUAUCUUGUGGUGUUUUCAUCUAGAAGCUGAACAGAAAAGAGCUCUGAUGGAGCAAGUAGCACACCAAGCAGUUGUAAUGCAGUUUAUUAUAGAAAUUGCCAGAAGCUGUAAUGUGGAUCCAAGAGGUUGUUUCCGUCUCUUUUUCCAAAAUGCCAAAACAGGAGGAGGCUAUUUUGAGGCUUUUAAAAAUGAACUUGAGGCAUUCAAGACAAGAGUGAGAAUAUGGUCACAAUCACAUGGCUUUCAAACUAUGUUGGUACACGAUCUCAGUGUCAAUCCUGGUCUGGUAGGACAGCUGACAUGUUUUCCACAGAACACAAGUGAUCUGCAAGGUUCCAUAGAUACAGAUGUCUGCAGUUUAAACUCUGUGAUACAAAGAGAUGAAGAAGAAUCCAAAAUGAUGGACACAGUAUAGUAAUCAUAAGACUGAGGCCAAGUACUCUUUCCCCCACCCCUUUUUUUCUUACUUUCCCCCCAAAGAAACAAACAUGGCUAUUUUCUUGACAUUUAUUUUUCUGGGUACUGCACUUUAUUUUUGGUGUCAGAUUUUUGUUGUUGUUUAGUUUGGUUUUAGGGGGGAUGGAGUUUUGAAGGGUGGGUAAUUCAGAAAAACUUGUAAUAUUGUUUGAAAAUGUGCUGCUAGGUUUUUGGUUGUCCUUGAAGAGCAUAUUGCCGAAUGUGAAACCGGAUGAAUUUUCUGCUACAAACCUUGCCUUUAUGAAUUUAGAAAUUGAAGUAGGAAAAAAAAAUCUGCACAAAUACGAUGUUUACAAGAAGCAAUAGAUUCUUGGUAGAAUCUGCUAUUGUCUUACUACAGAUGUGGACAUGUUUUACUCUAUGAAUACUGGAGAUCAGAAAUGUAUUCAUGCUACCUUGCCGACGUUAUAAGCUCUCAAAUUUGGUUAUUAGUAAUAGCAAUAAAUCAAUAUCUGGUAUCAGUA